Molecule: messenger RNA, 6074 nt
Organism: Temnothorax curvispinosus
Lineage: Eukaryota; Metazoa; Arthropoda; Insecta; Hymenoptera; Formicidae
Product: diacylglycerol kinase theta
Exons: 18
Coding region: 737-3733 (998 amino acids)
Biological process (GO): diacylglycerol metabolic process; lipid phosphorylation; intracellular signal transduction
Molecular function (GO): ATP-dependent diacylglycerol kinase activity; RNA binding
Source: RefSeq, a predicted model, not a curated record
UCGGCUCGGCCCCCAUAUGACGCCCCACUUAGGCCGCUAGGGCAGCGCAUCCGCCACUGGCCGGUGGCGGUGACGAAAAGGGGCUGAUGUCAGUGCGGCCACACGGCGGCGUACGCUCGGAUCAGCAGUGGCAGUGGCAGCAGCGGCAGAGGCAGCGGCAGAGGCGACUCGUCGGAUGCGCGUACGCGACAUCGCACGCAUCGUAUCGCGAGCGCGAGCGAGGCGAGGGCGAGGGCGAGCGAGACCGAGACUCCCGGCGACGACGAGUACGAGGGCAGCGUCAGUGGCAGCAGCGACGACGACGGUGAUGCACGGCGGCGGCCGCGAGAUCGGAGUAGUGGCGCGCGGUGGUGGCGUGGUGGCGCGUUAUUACGGCGACGACGAGGACGACGCAUCUGGCGCGCGCGAUCGUGGCUGCCGACGCGUCGGUCGUUCCGUGGCGCGGCUCGUGGAAUAAUGCGUGUUAGGCGCGACGACGACGUUACGACGAGGCGCCGUACGACUCGUACGAGACGACGACGGUACGACGGUGCGUGUGGGCCAGCGUGCGGCCAGCGACGACGCGUACUACUACUACUCCUACCAUCACCGCAGCAACGCAGUUAUGUACGCGUACGGUUCCGAGAUCACGUAGUGUCGGGCGUGUACGUAUGUUGUCAUCAUCGUCGCGCGGCGCGCCCUGCGUAGCUUCACGGUGAAAAUCUGGCGUGAACGGUUCCGCGGUGGAACGGGGAAUAUGGCGUCGGUCUCGGCCGAGACUCCAGCCAGCCAUGGGCACAGCUUCAGUAAGAAAACCUUUCACAAGCCGACGUACUGCCAUAGCUGCACGGACAUGCUCUGGGGCCUCAUACAGCAGGGGUACAUCUGCGAAGUGUGUAACUUCGUGGUGCACGACCGCUGUCUCAAGGCCGUCGUCUCUCCCUGCUCCAGCAUCGCGGCAAGCCUGAUUAAGAACCCGGUUGCACACUGUUGGUCCGAACAAGUACAUCGCAAAAGGAAAUUCUGCAACGUCUGUCGGAAACGAUUGGAUGAUAAUCUAUGCAUACACUGUGAAAUAUGCGAGUACUUCGUGCACGUAGAAUGCCAAGACUUCGCGGUGGCAGACUGCAAGGAGAAUGUCACAUACAUACCUGGGAAGGAUCUGUCAGCAGUGAGGCACACUCAUCAUUGGCGGGAAGGCAAUCUUCCGAGCAGCUCGAAAUGUGCCGUAUGCAAGAAGAGUUGUUUUACUGCCGAGUGCCUUGCCGGGUUUCGUUGCGAGUGGUGUGGCAUGACGUCGCACGCGUAUUGUUACAAGAAUAUUCCCCAAGAAUGCACCUUUGGUAACUUGGAACCAAUAUACCUGCCGCCACAUGCAGUUAGUAUUCCGCGUACCGAAGUUCCCAUGGAAGCCAUCAUUGGAGUAGAAGUGCGUCGUAAAGAAGUGCUGGCGCGUGAGUAUUCUUUCCAUAACAUCGGAGAGCAAUUCGAUUUCGCUGAGAGUGAACAAAACGGGGCUGCAGGCCGCCUAGCCGAAGCUUUGAGGCGUCUUUCGCUAGUUUUGCCACGUAGCUGCCAUGGAAAUUGUCAUGCUUCCCCUCCUUAUGUUCGAGCGCGGAGCAUAUCAGAAGAAUUUGGUAGCGAUCCAAGGUAUCGUGACAAUGGAGAACCGACACAGGGUGCAGCGCAUGGCCGUGAUCCGCGUUCUCCUAAAGAGAAAGAAGACAAAGAAAGAGGUGACGAAGAGAUGAUUAAGGUGUACGAUGGCAACAAUUCCUUGAGGCGGAGAAUAUUUCGAGUAAUUUCGGUACCUAGGCAGGCUACGAUAGAGCAGUUUCUCACAUCGGCACUGCGUGCAUUUCACAUCACGAAAGAUCCUAGCAACUUUUACUUAACUGACCUGUAUGCUGAGGAGGAAACUGAGUUAUGUGACUCAACGCCUGUUUUAAAUUUAAAUCGCAAAGAAGGCAAACGUCCGGCUGUGUUCUUGCGAUUUAGAGAUAACGACAGCGGAGAAGUACGAGUUUAUCCCGGCAGAUUGCAGGUAUCAGAGUCAUUCUGUAUAGUACCUGUCACCGAAGCAACAACCGUCGCAGACUUAAUAAACGAGGCACUGGAAAAGUUUGGCUUACAAAAUUUUAACUGUGAUGACUUUAGGUGCAGUGAAAUUCUUUUAGACCGUGGUGUAACGGAAAGAGUUUGUUCCUGGGAUGAAAGACCCUGGGAUAUCAUUAAAAAGCUGGGAAAAGAUUCUAUUAGACAAAUGGAACUGAUGCGGUUUUAUCUACAACUAAAGCAAGAUCCCCAUGGACCUAAUUUGGCUUUAUUCGUGGGCAACCUACCACAAAAUCUUUCUGAAAGAAGUUACGAAAACAUGUUAACAGAAUUUUUAGGAAAAGAAAAUAGGUUUUCAUCAAUUGGCCCAAUUUAUUACGAAUAUGGUUCAGUGGUUAUCAUAUAUGAAGAUCAGGAUACAGCGGUUAGAGCACUAUACACGUUGCGAGAGACAAAAUGUGAAGACAAACUUCUUUUAGUAAUGAUUUUACCGAGUAUCGAGCCAAGUAUGAUACCAACGGGCGUUCAACCGCUGCUCGUGUUUGUAAAUGUAAAAUCUGGUGGUUGCCAAGGACUCCAGCUAAUUACUAGUUUUCGUAAACUAUUAAAUCCUUAUCAAGUGUUCGAUCUUGAUAAUGGCGGACCCCUCCCCGGACUUUACGUUUUCCGUCACAUAAAGGACUACAAAAUAUUAGUUUGUGGUGGUGAUGGAACGAUAGGUUGGGUAUUACAAUGUUUAGAUAAUGUUGGUCAGGAUAGCCAAUGUUCUUCUCCCGCUUGCGCUAUUGUACCUUUGGGAACGGGAAACGACCUUGCUCGCGUACUAUGUUGGGGUUCAGGCUACACGGGUGACGAAGAUCCACUAAACUUGUUGCGAGACGUUAUCGAUGCGGAAGAAAUAAUAUUGGAUAGGUGGACCGUAGUUUUUCAUCCAGAUGAGAAGGAAACAACUCAAGUAGUUUGUAACGCUGCAGGUAAGAGAGGCGCAGCCUCUCAGCAAGUAGCAUCGCGCCAUUUGCAUAUUACAGGCUCUGGUACAACUAGCGAAGACAAUACGCAAAUAUACGUAAUGAAUAAUUAUUUUGGCAUUGGCAUCGAUGCAGAUUUGUGUCUGGACUUUCAUAACGCGAGAGAGGAAAAUCCUAACAAGUUCAAAAGCAGAUUACGAAAUAAAGGCGUGUAUGUAACGAUGGGUUUGCGUAAAAUGGUCAGGCGUAAACCGUGCAAAGAUUUACAUAAAGAAAUUCGAUUAGAAGUAGACGGCAAAUUGGUCGAGUUACCACAAGUGGAAGGAAUAAUAAUUCUGAACAUUUUAAGUUGGGGUUCUGGUGCUAAUCCUUGGGGACCAGAUACCAAAGAAGAUCAAUUUUAUACACCAAAUCAUUGGGAUGGCAUGUUGGAAGUUGUCGGGGUCACAGGCGUUAUGCAUCUUGGACAAAUACAGUCGGGUUUACGUACGGCUAUGAGGAUAGCGCAGGGCGGGCACAUAAAAAUUCACUUAAACUCAGACAUACCUGUACAAGUAGACGGUGAACCGUGGGUUCAGAGUCCGGGAGACAUCGUGGUCUUGAAAUCAGCACUCAAGGCUACGAUGCUGAAGAAGACUAAGGGUAAAAUGAAGCGGCGUAACACGGAAUCCAGCAUGCAGUUGGCGCUUCAGGCUGCACCAUCGAGCGAUCCGGACGAAGAUAUCUUCUGAGUGAACAAACAUUAUGUGAAAGUGAUCGAACACGUUGACGCGGUAGACGCAGGGCACGUAGCCACGUUAUAGAGAACUUGAUCGACUAGCGUACGUAACAAAAAAACAAAAUCGGCCUCGAAAUCGUCCGACGGCGUUCGCGCUGUACGAACUUAACAUAAGUACUUACAACUUACAACGCGAAGAAAAAAAAAACACUCGUGGAAGCAGGAGGGGACGGAUAGAUAAGGUUUUCAGAUACACGGACACACAUAUAAUACAGCAUAAAGAUCCAUUAUCGACUCAAUGAUUCUUAAUGUUUGUUCUUACAUUAAUAGAAAAUGAAACUAGAUCUCAUUUUUAAAUGUUAAAUAAUUCUAGCACCAUACGUAGCUCUUAUCGAUCGAUAUUUUUUUAGUAAAAUUAUAAUAGAUUUUAACACAGUAACACACGUUACCACACAUACACGUACAUUAACCAGCAGUAACGAAAGGAAAAGUUGGACACGCUUACGCGUGCUUACGACUACGUUGUUUUCCAUUUACGUUUCAAGCUUGGUAAUCGGGGACGAGGGAAGGAGAUCGUAGUGCAUAUUACGUUUCGUAUGGUAUUCUACCGAUCUAUUGCAGUAUUACGAUACGAAACGUGUGUAUCGCAUGAUAUAGAAACACAGACCGUCAGUUGUUAAUAAUAUAUUAUAUAUAUAUAUACAUAUAUAUAUAUAUAUAAAGAAUAUUUAUGAUUAAAUAUUAAUAUAUUUACAUAAUAUUGUAUUAGUAUUACGGUAUUAAGUUGUGAUAAUUGUUAUGUAUGUCUGACUGCUGGGCAGUCUGGAAUUCGCUGAGAACCAGUGGCAGUCAGUUUUUUUCUAGGAUACGGUUAAGAAGAAGGUAAAAAAAAAAGAAGAAAAUUAAUGUAAACUUUCGUAAACGAUAAGACCGCAUUGCGGGCUAAGCGCUUUGCCGAUCCGUCUCCGCGGCGAGGAAUGUAAUGGCGCGAUCCCAUGGUACACGGAACGUAUGUGUAAUGCGGAAUUGUGACGGAACGAAGUCCGUCCGCGGACAUUCCGCUGCCGAAAUGUGUUUUCUUAACGUCCCAUGAAGCGGAACUCGCGGAAGCGCAAUUGGCGCAUGUCUCUCAGUCACAAGAUUCCUUCCCACAGAUUCCUUCAUUAUGUAUAUCUAUCGGAACAGUGUAUAUAUAUUAUUGACACGCACACAUACUGCGCUUUCGCGUUUUCCUCUACAUGGAACAAUUGGAAAAUACAUUUUAGCGGAGCGCAAUUGGCGGAAUAUCUGCGAAAUACGAAACUUAUGCGAAUCGGUAUCACACACAUCAUGAAUUCCAUUCACCCGUCAAUGGAAUUCAUGAAUGUGACGGGUGAAUGUCAGCCUAUGAAACUGUCAACAAUUGCUAACGUUCAACAAUAUAAAUUCUGAAAAAUUGUUUGUCAUUUGCGGGUUAUUGUAUAUAAAUUGAAACAAAGUUGGUGUGUGCUUAAAAAGCAGGAAUUACGCCGUAAAAAAUUGUAAAGUUAUGCUCAUUAUAUAUAAUCGCGAAAAGAAAUAAAAAUAAAAAAUAACGAAACUAUUGGAUGCGAUCUAUAUAUUUAGCAUGGAAAAAAUAUUAUUAUAAGGGGCAAGUGAGAAUCUUGUGAAGAAAAUGCUGGCCCCGAAGAUAGGGAAAUAUAUGCGGAUUAUAAUUUUAGAAUGGCACCUCAAUUAUUUGAAGCAUUAUUAACAUUGGUCGAACUAGUCAUUGUUAAACAUGAUUGUACGUUGUUCGCGAACCUAUUUCACUUUGCACUCGGCUCCAGAUUGUAGUUCCGUACAAUCAUCGCGGAUAAAAUAUAAACUUGUGGAUAUAGAAAUUGGCGGAACGUACGUAAAAAAAAAACGGUCGAACUAAUUACGAGCGUUCCGUAUCAUGGGAUCGCGCCAAAAGCGAACGAAAGGAAUCGCGUUACACAAAAUGUCAAGAGAGUCGGAUUGGCAAUGUACUGACACCACCUCACUGGCUCUGACAGGCUCCUGUAAACGACGAAAGCUCGGUGAUGCCGCACACAUUCCACUGUAACACGAAGCGGCGGAAAGGGGUGGAAACGCGAAGAGAUAUAUGUAUAUUUAUAAACCAUGCCAAAAAAGGAAAGACGAGGGAGAGACGGAGGGCAAUUGGGGCGUUCGUGACGGGCGACGAACCACGGGGACAGAUCUGUUCUUCUUCGAGAGAGAUGCUUUAAACAAACGGACUGUUUUCUCGAGCUUCCAAGGUCCUCGAUCCUUGGUGUACCGGCGCGCACGAGUCAUCGAGUGCUAUCAUUGAUCACCGAGCGAUCGCCGAGACGAGUAACGACAAAAAAAAA